Messenger RNA from Folsomia candida, 1178 nucleotides. Its product is annotated as PR domain zinc finger protein 5-like. The record is from RefSeq and is a predicted model, not a curated record. The transcript is spliced from 3 exons. The coding region runs from base 347 to 1075 and encodes 242 amino acids. Gene Ontology annotation, cellular component: nucleus. Lineage: Eukaryota; Metazoa; Arthropoda; Collembola; Entomobryomorpha; Isotomidae. Gene Ontology annotation, biological process: regulation of transcription by RNA polymerase II. Gene Ontology annotation, molecular function: DNA-binding transcription activator activity, RNA polymerase II-specific; RNA polymerase II cis-regulatory region sequence-specific DNA binding.
UCAUUCACCAUCACAGAUACCACUUAUGUACAUAAAAUCAGUCAUAAACAGCUUAAGCGUUUAAAGUUUAACACUAUUAGAAAUAAGUUUAUUGCUAAAAUGUUUGAAAACUGUUUUUUCUUUUAAAUCGAAAGUGUCUAUAUACGCAGUGGAAUGAUUCAAGUAGAAUCUAUUCCUAUAAAUUAAUUUUCCCCAAUGUCUUUGAUUGGUGAGAUAAAUUCCGACCAUUUUUAAAUAGUUCUAAACGUGCGUCGAUUCCCAAAGACCGAACCCAGAUGGAUCCCCAGCCAGCAAACCAAUGGGCAUGUUCCAAAUGUCCUAAAACGCUCAAAACCAAGCACACCCUAUGUUUCACGUUAUCAGGCACGAUCAAGACGCAAAGGUGAAAUGUGAGGUGUGCGGAAAAAUUUCCAAACACAGAUGCGCCUUAUCUGCCCACAUGCGGAAGCAGCACAGCAACCGGAAGAGACUUAGCUGUGAUACUUGUCAUCGGUUGUUUUCCACUUCUGACACUUUACGGCAGCAUAUUCGCGAUGUCCACGGCACGAUGGAACGACCUCGUUUCCCAUGCACAGUUCCCAGCUGUGGGAAAACCUACCAGCACAUGCGUGGCGUUUGGCAACACGUGAAACUUGAACACGCCGAGAAUCCUGUCCGAUACCCUUGCACACUUUGCGGCAAAGAAUUCAAAAGGAAGGAUGAACUUGAGCUACACAUUCCCACCCACACGACGGAGAAGCCAUAUAAUUGUGCCACUUGUGGGAGGAGUUUCGCCCACGUGGGAGGCAUGAAACGUCACGAGAUUACGCACUCGGAAAAAUCUACACGAGAAGUGUUAAAGUGUCACCUCUGUCCUCAGACCUUAUUAACUAGACGUGGUCUUCGAUCGCACGUUCAAUUUGUACAUGAAAAUCGGAGGGAUUAUCCUUGCGCAUUUUGUGAAAAGAGAUUUGCAACAAGAUCAGAUUUGAAGCGCCAUGUGGAGGCGAGACAUGCUGUGAAGAAGGAGCCGGCCUAUUCCUGCGACAAAUGCGAGUACAAGAGCCGUUCGGAGGCUUUGUUUUUUAAUCGAUAGCUCAACUCAAUGUGAACAUUUUGAUAUCUUGUUCAGUUCUCUACGAUUUUUUUGAAGAAAGUCAUGAAUUUUUGAAAAAGCGAAUUUUGAAAAGUUUAACAUU